Molecule: messenger RNA, 2789 nt
Organism: Dinoponera quadriceps
Lineage: Eukaryota; Metazoa; Arthropoda; Insecta; Hymenoptera; Formicidae
Gene: alphaSnap
Product: alpha-soluble NSF attachment protein
Exons: 5
Coding region: 135-1013 (292 amino acids)
Biological process (GO): intracellular protein transport; SNARE complex disassembly
Cellular component (GO): SNARE complex; vacuolar membrane
Molecular function (GO): soluble NSF attachment protein activity; syntaxin binding
Source: RefSeq, a predicted model, not a curated record
UUUGGAAAGUCUAGUGACGUGACGUCGCGUCAGUGCACACGGGGGUCGACGGGGGUUGGAAGUUAUCGAGUAGAGUUAAUGAAUCGGGACGCCUGAAAAAUUCCACGGGGAAACAAUUGCUGCGGACGAUCAUCAUGGCCGACAACGAGCAGAAAGCGUUACAACUAGUGGCGGAGGCCGAAAGGAAGCUGUCAUCGUCGAGGAGCUUCUUCGGCGCUCUGUUUGGAAGUUCGUCAAAGGUCGAAGAAGCGGUGGAAUGUUACCAACGGGCAGCAAAUAUGUUCAAGAUGGCAAAGAAGUGGAGUUCGGCAGGGAAGGCGUUCUACGACGCGGCAGAUUUACAUGCCAAGGCGGGUAGUCGUCAUGACGCAGCCAACAAUUACGUAGACGCGGCCAAUUGCUUUAAGAAAUCCGAUACGAAUGAGGCGAUCAGUUGCUUGUUAAAAGCUAUUGAGAUUUACACCGACAUGGGCCGUUUUACAAUGGCAGCUAAACACCAUCAGAGUAUAGCCGAGAUCUAUGAAAGUGAGGCGGUCGACUUGGAACGUGCGGUACAUCAUUACGAACAAGCGGCAGAUUAUUUCCGCGGUGAAGAGAGCAAUUCUUCCGCGAACAAGUGUCUUCUAAAGGUUGCACAAUACGCCGCGCAACUUGAAAAUUACGAUAAAGCCAUUCAGAUUUAUGAGCAGGUCGCUACCGCAUCUUUAGAGAGUUCCCUGUUAAAGUACAGCGCCAAGGAAUACUUCUUCCGUGCUGCAUUAUGCCACUUGUGUAUAGAUGCGUUAAAUGCCCAGCAUGCUAUCGAGCGUUAUCAGGAGCAAUAUCCUGCUUUCCAGGAUUCUAGAGAAUAUAAACUGAUAAUGACACUGAUAGAACACUUGGAGGAGCAAAACCUCGAAGGCUUCACAGAGGCGGUGAAAGAGUACGAUUCAAUCUCAAGAUUGGAUCAAUGGUAUACAACAGUAUUAUUACGUAUAAAAAAACAAGUUAACGAUAAUCCGGAUCUACGCUGAUCAGUUGUUCCUUAUCCGUGCUAUUUUCUGGCAACGACAUUAUUAUUACUCCAACUCCACGUAUAUUCAUUUUUAAAUCAAGCCUUGCUUUCCGUGGAAAUGAUCAAAUAACUCCAUUUUUAUAUCCGGAUAUAAUUGCUCACGUUGCCCCAUCAUAUACUCUCAACUAUUCUCCAUUAUCUUUGUCUUGUACAUCUUUUAAAUUCUUAAGUAUCCGCAAAAUCGUGAAGGAUCACAAUAUGUGCGAUGUAAUUAUUUCGAACAUCGAGAUUUUCAUAGUUAUUUCUUUCUUUUUUUUUAACUUAAAAUACGCAGCCUUAUUGUUGGAUACCUCGGCGAGUAUCAUCGCGUGUUGUUGUUUUUAAUUGUAAAAUAAUAGCUCAGGAUUCGUACUAUAUAUCUAAUUCUCCUCGAAUUAAUAUUCUCUUAUGAAUUAACUUAAUCGUGAUUAUUAGACCUUAGGUUCGAAAAGAACUUAAAUCGCAGAGAAUUCAGCUACGAACGGCAUAUUAAAUUUAUAGAUUUUUAAUUAUUUUCUUUUUGGGCGUGUCUUCGAAUCAUUUUACAAUAAAAAAAUUUUCCACUUAUAUAUACAUAUAUGUAUAUAUUUUUCUUUUCUACUCACGAUAGUAAGGAGCAGAUAUUAACUGUUAUUUGUUUGUAUAUGUAUAUAAUCUACAUUUAUUAAGAAAAUAGCUUUAUUUCGUGUCUCUGUGUAAGAGCGUGAUUGUUAUAACAGUCCCAUUUAUUUUCGAACUUUUUACGGCGGAGGAAAUGAAAUGCAACGUCAUCAUUUGUCAUCCUUGCACUGCCAGAGUAUCAAAUGCAAACGUGUGUAGUGUAUAUUUAAUUGGUACAUUUCGAUUUCGGUUUCUUUAUUCGUAUCCGUUCUCUUUCCCAUCUUUCCGGUCUUUUCGUGUUCGGUUUGAAUUGCGGCUGCUGAUUCUAAUUUGUAGCUUAAAUUAACGGCUAUUAGUACACAAUGACACAACACGUAUUUCUUCCUAAUAUUGAACUAAAGAUACACGAUCAGUAUAGCCGUUCAACAAUGUUUUCUGCAAUAACAUAGCGCCAUAUCUAAUCGUUAAUACUCAUCGCCUAUGGAUAAGUGUACUCUUGCAAAGUGUCAACCGCGUACGAAAGAAAAGGUAAAACAGAGGGGACAUGAUGGUGAGGUGCAUUUAUAUAGUCGGAAUAUACCGUGAUAUCGAUUGGGCAUACACACACACAAACACAUUUUUCUACAUUCUGUCUGUGUUACCUCAUUACUACUGUAAUUCUUUUUCUCAAGACGUAUUAAUUGUAAAGUCGGCGCUAACACUUACUUAAGCGGUAAUUUACGACUCGUCGUCAAAUCUCCUCAUUUAUUCUCACUCCGAUAGUCAUAAAGGGGAGAAAAAAAUGUGCGAAAAACGUCGAUAACGUCACGGAAAAUUUCUUACGUAUAUUAUUAUCGUAGCAGUGUUGCAAGAUCGCACGAGCAUAGAGAGUUAAUUUAGAGCAGACUUAUAAUGUCCGACACAUUGGUUUAACGACGGCCGUAUCGAGAGAACUUUGCAUUUUAUAUAAAAGCAAGUGUACACCGGUAUCGAUAUAUCUCGAGGAUAUACGCACGAAAUAAAUAAUAAAAUUCCGCUGUUAAAAACCUAGGAGUAGAAAGGAAACUAUUUGCAUGCACGCGAAUAAUGAACCACGCACUAGCGCGUAAGCAUAUGUAUACUUAUUGAAAAUGAGGAAAAAAAGGGACAUAAUAAUAAAAAGAAAUUUCAGACUCUA